This is a messenger RNA of Diachasmimorpha longicaudata, 1442 nucleotides long. RefSeq names its product cytoplasmic dynein 2 light intermediate chain 1. The transcript has 6 exons. The record is from RefSeq and is a predicted model, not a curated record. Bases 133 to 1167 code for a protein of 344 amino acids. Gene Ontology annotation, cellular component: cytoplasmic dynein complex; axoneme; ciliary basal body. Gene Ontology annotation, molecular function: dynein heavy chain binding. Gene Ontology annotation, biological process: intraciliary retrograde transport; intraciliary transport involved in cilium assembly. NCBI's taxonomy places the organism in Eukaryota, Metazoa, Arthropoda, Insecta, Hymenoptera, Braconidae.
GAUGUGAUGAAGCUCUGGAAUGAAAAAUACCGCAGCCCCCUUGGGAUUGUUGCCAUGGCUACAUGAAAUAUAAACAGAAGUAUAACCUCAGGGAAUGCUCGUGGAUUGACAUUAAUUCAUGAAUUUUCGACAAUGAAAAGUGGCAGUGCGCAGAGUAUGAGGGACGCGGCUGUGAAAAUGUCAAUGGACGAGGAGAAGAGGAAAAAAAACGAUUUAGAGGACACGCGAGAGCGUUCUAUUAUUAUUAUUGGAAGUAAAGGAGUUGGAAAAACAACGAUGAUCUACAGAUUUCUAGAGAAGGAUGAAACUCCUAAACCAACGCUGGCCAUGGAUUAUUCAUUCGGAAGAAAAGCUGGCAAGAGUUUGAUGCGAGAUGUAGUUCACAUCUGGGAAGUUGGCCACCUAGCAUCCUCCCUAAUCUCAGCUGCAAUGACUGGCGCUUCAGUGACUCACUCAGCUCAUCACACGACCCUCAUGGUGAUCCUUGACCUGACAUUACCAGAUGUUCUGUGGUCAACCCUGGAGGAGAGUUUGGCAGCUGCGCGAAGCGCUAUGAAAAUGAGUUUCAGCGAUGAAACUAUCGAGGAAAUGAAGAAGCGGAGAAUUAAUGAUUUCCGCAAGUGUACAGAGAAGCAGAUUGAUCCAUUUCCCAUGAAACUAUGCAUUGUGGGAGGAAAAUACGAUGAGUUUAAGGAUUAUGACUUGGGCAAGAAGCAAAUGAUUGGGAAAACUCUCCGAGCAGUUGCUUGCAGUCUUGGAGCUGAUCUUCAGUAUUAUUCGUCCAAGGACAGUGGACUAGCCAGGAAAAUGAAGGAUUUACUCAGUUGGCAUGGAUUUAACAAUCAUCCAGUGAAAGGGAUUUGUAGUGAUUUAGAUAAGGCCCUGUUGAUUCCGGCGGGAGCUGACUCAUUCACGGCGAUAGACUUGAAAUACCCAGGGGCAUACUCAACUUCCGUCUUGGAGACAAUAAAACAGGGAUAUCUCGCCGAAUUUCCACCCAUCGAAAGAUACAACGAGAUCGACCUCGAGGAUCCAGCUAAUGAUCCCAACUUCAAUGAAGCAAUAAUCGAUCGGCUGAGAUCGCAGAGAGAGGAGGAAAUCGCCGUGAAUCUGCGAGAUAUGAUGGAAGGACGUUCCCCGAAAAUAAUCAUACCUGACCCGUAUUAACAUUAGGGAAUUAAUAAUUUGUAAGUGAUAAAAAGAGGUAAUACUGUCAGAAUAAAAUUUCAUAAUGAAACAUGUGUUUGUCUUUCAAAUUGUUUUUUAAUAAAUUUGAUUGCUGGAACGAUUAUAACUUUUUCGUGUGAAAUGAACGUUAUUAAUGCAGAAAACAUCAAUUUCUACAAAAGCUUAAUUUUGUAUUAUUUAAAUAAACUUAUAUACUGAAUCCAAAUAAAUAAUUUUUCUUGGUGUCAUCUGAAAAAUGAAGAACAAAUGAAAAA